CUUCAAUACUCACGGCAUUUUUGGAAGUUUAGUUCUAGUCGUUUGCUUAUUACACACCCUACCAGGCUCGGGGACAGAGAGCCGAGACCCUUUCCCACGAUCCCAAUCACCGCAACUCGUCCACGGGGGUUAAUCUGAAAGUAAUAAUAAUGCCAUCACUCAUCUCAUCUCUGGCGACGGCGCUAUUACUGGUUUCUGGAAUUUGCGCCAUUCCACAGGGACCAUCUGGAGCCGAGAGUGGGAUCGUAAGCGCGGUAUCAGCAGCAUCAGCAUCAACGGCAGGCGUAGCCGUCUCUCAAGCAACAACAGCAUCACCGUCAUCGAGCAACGCCGCCAGCGAUAUCUCUGCCUGUAACAACUCACCGUUGCUUUGCAAUCGGGCCUACAACAAUGUCACUCACAUGGGCGCGCACGAUUCGUCCUUUCUCCGUGAUGCGAGCACCAGUGACAGCUUAGCCGGCAAUCAAUAUUUCAACGCAACAGUCGCCCUCGACGCCGGUAUCAGACUGCUCCAGGCCCAAGUUCACGAUGCCAACGGGACACUCCAACUAUGUCACACCAGCUGCACCCUGCUAGACGCAGGGCCACUCCAAGACUGGCUGGCCAAGAUCAAGUUCUGGAUGGACAAUAACCCCAACGAGGUGGUGACGAUCUUGCUCGUCAACUCCGACAACAAGCUCGUCUCUGACUACGCCGCCGUGUUUGAGGGAUCCGGUAUCUCUACUUACGGCUACCAACUGAGCAACGGCAGCUCAGCCAGCAACACCUGGCCCACGCUAGGAGACAUGAUCACAUCCAACAAGCGCCUGGUCACCUUCAUCGCCUCCAUCGACUACUCGCCCACCUACCCGUACCUGCUAAGCGAGUUCGACCAUGUCUUCGAAACCGCGUACAACGUCCCCAGCCUGAGCGGGUUCAACUGCACCCUGGAUCGGCCCAAGGGACAGGGUUCGGCAGGGGAUGCUAUCUCGGCGGGGUUGAUGCCGUUGAUGAACCACUUCGCGGACAGCCUGCUCUUGCAGGGCGUCCAGAUCCCGGACGAGACGGACAUCGACAUUACCAACAGCCCGGAUACUUCCACCACCGGAAACCUGGGCUUGCACGCUGAUACCUGCGUCAAGCAGUGGGGAGUGAAGCCGACGUUUAUUUUGGUAGACUUUUUCGAUCACGGGCCGGCGAUCGAUACGGCCGAUCGGUUGAAUGGGAUCACGGCCACAGGGAGGAAGUCGGUGUCCGGGGAGAGUAAGGGGAACACGAGCGGCGCGGGGGAGAACCAUUCGCCGAUGGGCAUGAAUGUCGCGCUGAUUGCUUUUGUGGUCUUUGCUCUGGCGAUGGUAUAGAUGAUGUUGUCUGUUAAUACUUGAGUGCUAGA
Molecule: messenger RNA, 1372 nt
Organism: Neurospora hispaniola
Lineage: Eukaryota; Fungi; Ascomycota; Sordariomycetes; Sordariales; Sordariaceae
Product: PLC-like phosphodiesterase
Exons: 1
Coding region: 150-1340 (396 amino acids)
Biological process (GO): lipid metabolic process
Molecular function (GO): phosphoric diester hydrolase activity
Source: RefSeq, a predicted model, not a curated record